GUGAAAACAAGUCUCUCACAACAAUUAUUUUUGAGAUUGAAUUAAAAAAAGAACUAAAAAAAAAGAUAAUAUUUGUUUAUGUUAAAAAAGAAAAAAAUAUAGAAAAAACUAAGAAACUGUGAACUAUAAAAUUUGAACGAAAAAAACAAAAGUGAUUGUGAUAAGUGUUCAAAGUGAGAAAAUAUACAAAACAAAAUGCCUAGACCACUUAAAGAAACAUAUGGCGACCAAAAGCCACCAUUCUCCUAUAUAUCCCUCACGGCCAUGGCCAUCUGGAGUUCCCCACAAAAGAUGUUGCCUUUAAGCGACAUCUACAAAUUCAUAAUGGAUAAAUUCCCAUAUUACCGUAAAAACACACAAAAAUGGCAAAACUCCCUCCGCCAUAAUUUGAGCUUCAACGAUUGUUUCAUCAAAAUUCCCAGGAAUACCAACAAAGCCGGCAAAGGCUCCUACUGGACUCUGCACCCAAAAGCAUUCGAUAUGUUCGAGAACGGAAGUCUACUCCGUCGCAGGAAACGCUUCCGUGUGCAAAAACUUGAAAAGGACAUGCUUAAUGGAGAAUUAGCCGCUUUAGCAAGUUUCAACCGCUUCUUCAUUGCCCAGCAACAACAACAAAGACAACAAGCACAAAACUGGGAAUACUCACACUUGGCAGCGGCGGGACAUCCACAUCCAUCGAUGUACCAUCAAAUGCAUAGUCCACCAUUGUGUCACAUGCCACCUCAAUCCCCAUCACCGGAACUGGAUUUAGUGACGCCAUCACCGGAACCUCAACCAAUGAUGGGAUCCACCUUAUCAUCGCCACCAAUUACCCGACCAAAGCGAUCCUUCGACAUUGAAAGCCUCAUUGCGCCCGAUGCAGAACCAUCAUCGAGUAGCGAAAGCAGACUUUUCAAUUCUGAACCGACGGAUUUGAGAAUAUCACCUGCAUUGCCGACGGCUCCAACUCCACCAAUGAUGGAGACAGCUCAUCAUCAGCAAUCAUUUCCCAUCUAUUCGGCGAACUUUGUGAUGCAUCCCAGCCAACAACACCCAAUGUUGGGAUCCAGUUCAAUGUUUGGUCCAGCGCAACAUCAAAUGCAUCCGUUCAUGAACCCGCACCAUCAAUACCAAAUUCAGCAGCAGCAACAACAUCAUCACCAUCACCAGCAACAACAACAACAGCAAGCAGCGGCUGCAGCAGCAGCAGCGGCGGCGGCACUCUUUACUGCCGAUCCACAAGCUGUGUAUCGAGGAUACUUACCACCACUUCCGGUAUUCUAAGAGGACUCUCCUGGAAAAUCCCCUAAAAAGGAUUAUAUUUUUUGUGAUAUGUUACAUAACUUCAACCGAACCCAUCUAUAAUUAUUGUCAUUCCAUUUAUCUAAUACCAGUUCUCUUUAUUUUUUUGUUGUUUCUCUGA
Episyrphus balteatus (marmalade hoverfly) is the source of this 1402-nucleotide messenger RNA. RefSeq names its product fork head domain-containing protein FD5 (gene fd96Cb). NCBI's taxonomy places the organism in Eukaryota, Metazoa, Arthropoda, Insecta, Diptera, Syrphidae. Gene Ontology annotation, molecular function: RNA polymerase II cis-regulatory region sequence-specific DNA binding; DNA-binding transcription factor activity, RNA polymerase II-specific. The transcript has a single exon. The record is from RefSeq and is a predicted model, not a curated record. Gene Ontology annotation, biological process: anatomical structure morphogenesis; cell differentiation; regulation of transcription by RNA polymerase II. The coding region runs from base 196 to 1263 and encodes 355 amino acids.